Messenger RNA from Phycomyces blakesleeanus NRRL 1555(-), 198 nucleotides. RefSeq lists its product as hypothetical. NCBI's taxonomy places the organism in Eukaryota, Fungi, Mucoromycota, Mucoromycetes, Mucorales, Phycomycetaceae. The annotation marks the transcript as partial. The transcript has a single exon. The record is from RefSeq and is a predicted model, not a curated record.
CUUAGAGUCGGCACACGCGUCCAGGUUCAAGGCAAGGCGGGCACUGUUCGUUUUGCAGGAACAACAAGCUUUCAGACAGGAAAAUGGAUUGGCAUUGAACUCGAUGAAUCCCAAGGAAAGAACAGCGGUGUAGUUCAGGGGAAACGUUACUUUGAAUGCCGCACAAACCAUGGUGUAUUUGUCCGUCCAAGUCAAGUG